AUAACUCGUUCACGUGCUCGGACUCUGUGUACAUCACUUGUUGUUGGAAGCAGUUGUGUUUCUCGAAAAAAUAAUCUCCUCUCUUGUAGCGAACGUCCGGAACACUUGCAAGCAUGCUGAAGGGCAAGGACUACGACUGGCAGGAUAGCAACUUGGCCUUGUUUGGCUCGGACUUGGAGCGAAAUGUGAAGAAAGCCGCUGCAGAGACGGAGCAGGCGUGGCACGGCUGCGGACAGGCAGUCGGACAGGAGAUCUGGCGUAUCGAGAAGUUCAAGGUUGUUGGAUGGAAGAAGGAGCAUCAUGGCAGUUUCUACAGCGGUGACUCCUACAUUAUCCUGAACACGUACAAGGAGGAAGAGGAACUGAAGUAUGACCUUCACUUCUGGAUUGGCCGCCAUUCGUCACAAGAUGAGUACGGCACUGCUGCGUACAAGACCGUAGAACUGGAUACAUUCCUUGAUGACAAGCCAGUUCAACACCGUGAAGUGCAUGGCUUUGAGAGCGACCUCUUCAAGACCUACUUCCCGGCCAUGCAGAUCUGGAAGGGAGGAGUUGACUCCGGAUUCCGUCAUGUAAAGCCUGAGGAGUACGAACCACGUCUUCUGCACUUUUCCGGCACAAGGAAGAACAUUGUCGUCAAGGAAGUUGAACUGCUGAAGGCAAAUGUCCACUCUGACGAUGUCUUCAUUCUUGACUUGGGUCUCACAAUCUACCAGUUCAAUGGCAAGACAAGUAACAAGGAUGAGCGCAUGAAGGCCAACCAGUUUGUCACCGAGCUUAAGGGAAAACGUGGAAAGGCCAAGAGCGAAGUCCUGGAUGAAGCCGAUACGUCUAAAAACCACGAGUUCUGGAAGGCUUUGGGCGAUGGAGAGCGUACCUCUAGCAAGGCUGAUGAUUCUGAUGUGGUCGGAUUCACACCCGUCCUAUUCAGACUGAGCGAUGCCUCUGGAAGCCUGGAGAUGACGAAAGUGGCCGAGGGUCAGAAGUUCGAGAAGCCACUGCUUGACACCAACGAUGUUUUCCUCCUGGAUACUGGCCAUCAGAUGUUUGUUUGGGUUGGAAAGGGUGCCAGCAAGGACGAGAGAGCCAAGGGAAUGCAAUACGGACAUAACUAUGCCAUGAAGACCAAGCAUCCAUUUGUGCCCAUUGCCCGCAUCGGUGAAGGACAGCAUGUUCCAGCUUUCGACAGCAUGUUUGCCUAAGUUGGCAAGAACGGCGUUGUUUCUAGACUCAUCAGCACUUGGACGUAGAGUGAAGGGCGUCAGUGUGUUACCCGUGGAUGCAUAUCCCCUAGGCCCACAGUCAACGUCACUUUGUCCGAUUUUGAUCUCAACUUGCACUCUUCGUUGCAUCCCAGAUUGACUCGAUUGGUGUGUGCGUGUUCGUGUUGUCACGGACGUUUUCUAUACUCAGUUUUCUCCUUUCCUUCUUUCAUUCACAAUUUGGUGUCAAUGGAAACUGGAUUACAAUCA
Molecule: messenger RNA, 1472 nt
Organism: Sycon ciliatum
Lineage: Eukaryota; Metazoa; Porifera; Calcarea; Leucosolenida; Sycettidae
Product: gelsolin-like protein 1
Exons: 15
Coding region: 114-1202 (362 amino acids)
Biological process (GO): actin filament severing; barbed-end actin filament capping; actin polymerization or depolymerization
Cellular component (GO): actin cytoskeleton; cytoplasm
Molecular function (GO): phosphatidylinositol-4,5-bisphosphate binding; actin filament binding
Source: RefSeq, a predicted model, not a curated record